Podospora anserina S mat+ is the source of this 1500-nucleotide messenger RNA. RefSeq lists its product as uncharacterized. Bases 1 to 1500 code for a protein of 499 amino acids. Gene Ontology annotation, biological process: proteolysis. The transcript is spliced from 5 exons. NCBI's taxonomy places the organism in Eukaryota, Fungi, Ascomycota, Sordariomycetes, Sordariales, Podosporaceae. Gene Ontology annotation, molecular function: metalloexopeptidase activity. The record is from RefSeq and is a predicted model, not a curated record.
AUGAAGUUCCUCCAGACUGCCACGGCCCUUGCGUCGUUGGCUUCGGCCGUCGCCGCCAACGGUGGACCGGGCAAGCAGAAGCCCUUGAUCAACUCCAAGAAGCUCCAGUCCGAAAUCACCACAAAGGGCCUCAUGUUCAAUCUCGAACGACUGAACACGAUCGCUUUUGCCAACGGUGGAAACCGCGCCUUCGGCCUUCCGGGAUACGCCGCCUCGGUCGAUUUCGUAUGGUCUCAGAUCUCCAAGGUCAAGGGCGCCAAAGCAUGGAAGCAAGAUUUCCCAGCUCUGUUCAACUUUGUCGAGUCCAUCUCGCUCAGGGUUGCCGGUGAGGACAUCUACGUCUACGGCCUGACAUACUCCCCAUCCACGAGCGCCGAAGGUAUCACGGCCGAGAUUGUGGCCGGACCUGAGGGUGCCGCUGGCUGUGAUGAUGCUUCUUACCACGAUCUGGACGUGAAGGGCAAGAUUGUGCUGGUCCAGAGGUUCCGUUGCCCAACCGGCGGUACCCUUGCCGGAAGGCUGCUACCUGCUGCCCGUGCCGGCGCCGUGGCUGUCAUUAUCUACCAUGAUAUUACCACCAAUGUGACGGCCGGCUCGCUGUCGGCCCCCAACCCCGAGCACGUUCCUGGUGGCUUCAUCAACCUGGUUGACGGCGAACGUAUCAAGACGCGUCUUGCUGCCGGCGAGACUCUGGAGGCUACCUUCCAGCAGACCCAGGUUAUUGAGACGAGGAUUACACAAAAUGUGUUUGUGGAGCUGGAGGGUGGUGACAAGGACAAUGUCGUCGUGCUCGGCGCACACUUGGACAGCGUGCAAGCUGGUCCCGGUAUCAAUGAUGACGGCUCCGGCACCAGUCUGCUUCUUGAGCUGUUCAAAGCUGCCAGCAACUAUCGCACCAAGAACAAGGUCCGUUUUGCCUGGUGGGGUGCCGAGGAGAACGGUCUCCUUGGAUCUCGCUUCUACACGCAGAGCCUCACCACCAAGGAGGCCGACCAGAUUCUGGCCUACCUCAACUUUGACAUGGUUGCCAAGGGUUUCAUCGGCGUCGGCGAUGCUGAUGGCAGUUCGCACGGCAGCGUUGGGCCCCCGGGCUCCGAGGUCAUCGAGCGCAUCUACAACGAGCACUUCCAGAAGCAGGGCAUUUCCGUCACCCCAGCUGUGGUCACCAACGGGAGCGACUACGCUUCGUUUUGGCAGGUUCUGAACAAGCCUUUUGGAUUCCUCCAUACUGGAACCGGGGUGGAGCAAGACCCGUGCUACCAUCAAGCGUGUGACACGAUCAACAAUCCUGACCCCAAGACCAUCACCAUCAACGCCAAGGCUGCUGCACACAUGCUGAGCGUUCUGUCCGUCGACGGCACCAAGCUUAUCCCCAAGACCAAGCAAAAGGCAUCCAUGUUCGCCGCUAUCCGCAUGCGCGACGUGGGACCGGAUGUUGUCCGUAUCGAGGAGCUCGAGGCACUGGGCGAGAGACACCUGGGAUGCGGCCAUGAUAUCUAA